Molecule: messenger RNA, 541 nt
Organism: Ctenopharyngodon idella (grass carp)
Lineage: Eukaryota; Metazoa; Chordata; Actinopteri; Cypriniformes; Xenocyprididae
Gene: atp5mg
Product: ATP synthase, H+ transporting, mitochondrial F0 complex, subunit g
Exons: 3
Coding region: 123-434 (103 amino acids)
Biological process (GO): proton motive force-driven ATP synthesis
Molecular function (GO): proton transmembrane transporter activity
Source: RefSeq, a predicted model, not a curated record
UUUCCGUCAGGCGUAUAUUCUGCCUGCUCGAUUGAAGGGUCCUUCGCUGGAGGUGACAUUCAUUGAAGGGCCCCGGUUUGUGGAGAGAAGCGGCGAAUAAAUCUUCACAGUUCACAGAAAUCAUGGCCCAGGCGGUACAGAAAUUGGUGGCUAAAGUGCCAACGUUGGUCGGCGCUGCUGUGAACUACUCCAAGCCCCGGCUAGCCACAUUCUGGUAUUACGCCCGUGUGGAGCUGGUGCCUCCCACCCCUGCCGAGAUCCCCAAGGCCAUCAGCGGCUUCCAAGAUCUCCUCAAGAGCUUCCAGUCAGGACGGCUCGGUCAGACCACAGUCAGGGAUGCUCUGAGGAAUGGACUUGUUACCACAGAAGUUCUGAUGUGGUUCUACAUCGGGGAGAUCAUUGGGAAGGGAGGCAUUAUUGGCUAUGAUGUAUAAAUGUGGACUGUCCUGUUUGCCUUUUCUCGUUGCUUUUGUCUGUUCCCUUCUUUAUCAGAAUUCUUGGAAUCCAGGAACUAAAUAAAUGAAUAUUAUUGAAGAAAGAA